CAUCAUCAUCCUCAUCAUCAUCAUCAUCAUCAUCAUCAUCAUCAUCAUCAUCCUCAUCCUCAUCAUCAUCAUCCUCAUCCUCAUCAUCAUCAUCAUCCUCAUCAUGCCACUGACGGACUGCUACAGACCAGUCUGUGAACAUGGUGGUGUUGAAGGUGGAGGUUGGUGCUGUGAAGGUGGAGGUUGGUGAUGUGAAGGUGGAGGUUGGUGCUGUGAGGGUGGAGGUUGGUGCUGUGAAGGUGGAGGUUGGUGAUGUGAAGGUGGAGGUUGGUGCUGUGAGGGUGGAGGUUGGUGAUGUGAAGGUGGAGGUUGGUGCUGUGAGGGUGGAGGUUGGUGAUGUGAAGGUGGAGGUUGGUGAUGUGAGGGUGGAGGUUGGUGAUGUGAGGGUGGAGGUUGGUGCUGUGAAGGUGGAGGUUGGUGCUGUGAGGGUGGAGGUUGGUGAUGUGAAGGUGGAGGUUCCUGAUGUGAGGGUGGAGGUUGGUGAUGUGAGGGUGGAGGUUGGUGCUGUGAAGGUGGAGGUUGGUGAAGUGAAGGUGGAGGUUGGUGCUGUGAGGGUGGAGGUUGGUGAUGUGAGGGUGGAGGUUCCUGAUGUGAAGGUGGAGGUUGGUGAAGUGAAGGUGGAGGUUGGUGCUGUGAAGGUGGAGGUUGGUGAUGUGAGGGUGGAGGUUCCUGAUGUGAGGGUGGAGGUUGGUGCUGUGAAGGUGGAGGUUGGUGCUGUGAGGGUGGAGGUUGGUGAUGUGAGGGUGGAGGUUCCUGAUGUGAGGGUGGAGGUUGGUGCUGUGAGGGUGGAGGUUCCUGAUGUGAAGGUGGAGGUUGGUGAAGUGAAGGUGGAGGUUGGUGAUGUGAGGGUGGAGGUUGGUGAAGUGAAGGUGGAGGUUGGUGCUGUGAGGGUGGAGGUUGGUGAAGUGAAGGUUGGUGCUGUGAAGGUGGAGGUUCCUGAUGUGAAGGUGGAGGUUGGUGAAGUGAAGGUGGAGGUUGGUGCUGUGAAGGUGGAGGUUCCUGAUGUGAAGGUGGAGGUUGGUGAAGUGAAGGUGGAGGUUGGUGCUGUGAAGGUGGAGGUUCCUGAUGUGAAGGUGGAGGUUGGUGAAGUGAAGGUGGAGGUUGGUGCUGUGAGGGUGGAGGUUCCUGAUGUGAGGGUGGAGGUUCCUGAUGUGAAGGUGGAGGUUGGUGCUGUGAGGGUGGAGGUUCGGUGCAGAAGCUGUCUGCUGCAGAGUGAAGGAGAAACAUCUGUGUGUGUUGCUAGGCAGGUUUCAGCCCCCCGGCGUCUCCUCUUUGUUUCUGUCGGCUAAACGAGGAUAAACGAGGACCUGCUGCUCAUUGGUCGAUCGCUCUGCAGCCUGUUUAAUAAUCAGCUAAUCGCUUCAAAACUGCCAAAUUCACCGAUUCCCCCUGAUGCAUUCUGGGAGCAAAGUUAUCAACCUCCAGCGAGGGUUUAACGUCGGCACACACACACAGAUCAGCUCCGGCGUGCCUCUGAUGGAUACUGUGUGUUGCCAUGGAAACGCGCCUGGCGACCGUGCUGCGAGGAGGAGGAGGAGGAGGAGGCUGAAUACAUGAAGAGCCGCAGCCUCGUUCGCCCCUGACUCUCGCUCUCUCUGAAUGAUUAUGCAAAUCAAGCGACACACACACACACACACACUCACACACACACACACACACACACACACACUCUCACACACACACACACACACACACACACACUCACACACACACACACACACACACACACGCGGAGGGUUUAAAUAAAGAUAAAGCUUUGAAUCUUUAGUUUCACUUAUUCAGUGCGAUAAAGCGGAAACGCUGUGCUUCCUGUUGCUGAAACCAAAGAUGAUCUGUGUUGGUAAAAAGCUACAAGAAGCCUGUGGGCAUAAAAACAGUAAGCAAACUACGACUCCCAGGGUGCAUUUCACCAACAGACAGCCAAUCACAGAUCACACUGCUGACAAAGCUGAUUUUGCUGCAGGUUUUGGAUCAGUUGAGCAGCUCUGAGCCAUGUUUUCCUCACACUGAAGUCACUCUGAUUCAGCCUCUGACUGGCUUCUUCUCCAUGGCAACGGCGGCUGAGGCUCAUGGGUAUUGUAGUAUUUAUCCGGUGAUCAGAUCAGAAACCCGGCUGAUCUUCACGUUAUCUUUUCUUUUGGAUUCUGUUUAAAGGAGGAUGUGAAGUGGGGAAAAGCCCUUCACUAAUCUAUCUAGAGUGCUCCAUCAAUAAUAUGGCUUCCUGUUUGGCUCCUACAGUAAAUGAAGAUUUGGGAUGUGUUUAUUGAUCCUAUCAGAAAGCAAACGGACUCCGCUGCAGGAGUUAGUAGUGUGUGCUGGUUUUAGAUCUGACUUGUUCAGAAACAACACUGAGAGGCUGCAGCCGAGCUAGCAGCUCUGUGAGGCUGCACCGGACACAGCGGGGCUUUGAGCUAAAUGCUAACGCCAGCAUGCUAACAUUCUCUCCAUGACAAUGCUAACAUGCUGACGUUUAGCAGGAGUAAU
This is a messenger RNA of Siniperca chuatsi (mandarin fish), 2484 nucleotides long. RefSeq names its product neuroblast differentiation-associated protein AHNAK-like. Gene Ontology annotation, biological process: regulation of RNA splicing. The transcript has 2 exons. Bases 141 to 1289 code for a protein of 382 amino acids. Gene Ontology annotation, cellular component: cytoplasm; nucleus. The record is from RefSeq and is a predicted model, not a curated record. Lineage: Eukaryota; Metazoa; Chordata; Actinopteri; Centrarchiformes; Sinipercidae.